CGCCAUGUCGUCGCUGCCCGACUUUGUCCUGGCCGACGAGCUGCUCGCCGUGCGCGAUGCAGACUACGCCGUCGCCGGCGAGCAGCCGUGGAGCAGCAGCGCCGACUGCGACGCCGUCGGCGCGGCCCUCACGCGCCUCGUCGAUGCCCUCGCCGCCGCGCCCGCGGCCGUCGAGGAGGCGCACACCUUCGCCCAGCUCCUCUCGCUCGUCAAGCACUACGCCCUGCUCGGCGGCGUGCAGCGCAUCACGCUCCUCGACGCCCUCGCCUCGGCCUACACGGCCGCCCUCGAGGGCGCCGCCGCCGCCCUGCCCGAGGGCACCGACGCCUACCGCGCCUGGGCGCCCGUCCUCGAGCGCCUCGCCUUUGCCCUGCAGUGGCUCAUCCACGUCGCCGAGCGCGCCGCGGGCACGCGCGAGGAGCGCGCCGCCGCACCCGUGCCCAAGGGCCGCCGAGGGCGCGGCGCCAAGGCCGGCAUGCCCGCGACGCGCCCGGCCGCGGCGGCUGCCUCGGCCGCCAGCGCGGAUCUCAGCGGCUACGACUGGGAGGGCGUGCUACCCGGCCUGCUCAUGCUGCUCGCCCGCUCCCUCAAGCUCAGCACCGCCCUCCUCUUCCCCGCCGCGGCGACUCGCGAUGCCUUCGUUGCGUGCGCGCUGCGCCCGGCGCUGCUGCUGCAGGAGACCGAGGCGCAUCUGCGCGUGCCGGCGAUCAAGGCCGGCAUCUUCCGCGUCGUGUGUGCCGCCGUCAAGGGCCACGCGCAGGCGUUUGCCGUGCAGGCCUCCAUCGCCCAGGCGCUGGCGUACUACGAGCAUCUGGCCGAGCCCAUGGCCGAGCUGCUGGCGCUGCUGCGCGCAGAGUACGACUACGAACGUCUGGCCGACGACGUGCUGCGCGACGUGGGCGCGCGCGAGUUUGGCGGCAUCGACACGCGCAGUCCGCGCGCCUUUGCCCGCUUCCUCGUGCGCUUCACCGAGCUGUGCCCGCGCACGGUGCUGCGCUCCAUCAGCCUGCUGAUGAAGCACCUGGACAGCGAGUCCUACCCGAUGCGCAACGCGCUGCUCGAGAUCCUGGGCUAUCUCAUCAAGGAGCUGACCUCGACGGACGAUGCGCUGCCGGGCGCGGCGGCGGCAGAGGUCGAGGGCCUCGCCGCCCUGGACUCCACUAACGCCAUGGGCGGCAACGCGGGCAGCGCAGACGCGCAGCGCGGCAGUGCAGAGGCGCGCAAGAAGCAGGUCAAGCACUUCUGGGAGCUCCUCUUCGAGCGCUUCCUCGAUGUCAACUCGUACGUGCGCGUCAAGUGCGUGCAGGUGUGCACGCGCCUCUGCGACCUGCAAGCCAAGUUUCCGUCUCAGCGCACGAUGCUCGCCGACUUUGGCGUGCAGGCACUGCGCGACAAGAGCUCGAGUGUGCGCAAGGCUGCCAUUGCGCUGCUCACGCGUCUCAUCCUCACGCACCCCUACGGCGUGCUGCACGGCGGCGACCUCGACGAGCCCGAGUGGACUGCGCGCCUAGCUGUCGUCGACGCCGAGCUCAAGACGUACGAGGGUCUGCUUGACCUGCCGAAUGAAGGCCCAGAUGAGGAAAAUGAGGAGGAGUCAGAGGACGACGACGUCGAGGACUCGCUUGUCAUGGCGACGCCUCGCAAGCGCGCCGAGCGGCGCACGAACAAGCGGCGCUCGAGCGCAGGGCUCGACUUGAUCCAGGGCUCGUCUCUCAGCAGCGAAGACGCGGAGAAGGUCAUGCGUCUGCGUCUGACGCGGCGCUACUAUGCCGAUGCGCUGCACUUCAUCGCACAGCUCAGCGGCGCCAUGGACGAGCUGGUGCAGCUGCUGGUCAGCAAGAGCAAGGCCGAGGUGCUCGAGUCGAUGGAGUUCUUCCGCGUCGCGCACGAGUACCGCCUGCCUGGCGCCACGGUCGGCGUACGCAAGAUGGUGCACCUGAUUUGGACGAAGGACAAUGCCCUCGUCAUGGAGGAUGGCGCGCAGCUCAAGGGCAUUCGCUCGCGGCUGCUCGAGGUCUACCGCGCGCUGUACUUUGAGCCGCUGCCCGACCUCUCGCCGCGCGACAAUGUGGCGCGCAUCGCACGCAACAUGGUCGAGCGCACCUUUGGCGCCACGCUCGCCGAGCUGACGAGCCUCGAGGAGCUGCUGCGCACCAUGUGUGCCGAGGACAUGGUCCACCCCGACGUCGUCAACAAGCUCUGGGCCGUGUAUGGCGCGCCGCGUGCCAUGCCGCGCGCGCAGCGCCGCGGCGCCAUCAUUGUGCUCUCCAUGCUGGCGGUGGCGCGCCGCGAAAUUGUCGCAGACCACAUCGAGGCACUGCUGGGCGUCGGCCUCGGUCCGCUGGGCGCACGCGACAUUGUGCUGGCAAAGUACACGUGUGUGGCCCUGGCACGCGUGGGCGGCAGCAUCAAGAAGGUCAAGGGUGCCCUCUCCGACGAGCAGGUGCGCUUCCCCAUGACGCACCCCAUGUUCGCCAAGCUGCGCGCCGCCGUCAUGUGGCAGAACGGCACGGCGGCCAAUGGCGAGUGGUUCAGCCUGGCGGAGAACGCCAUUCAGACGAUCUACCAGCUCGGCGAGCAGCCCGACGCGCUCUGCGCCGAGAUCGUCAAGAGCAUGACGGCACGAGUGUUCGGACCGCGCGGCCCGACGCUCGUCAACGAGGAGCAGGAGGGCUCGGUGCGCGGCCUGUCGCCUCUGCGCGAGGACGCCGAGGACGAGGAAUCCACCUCUGACGGCGCACGCACGCCCGCGCAGCGGCCUGGCUCGCCAGGCGGCACGCCUGCGGCGUCGGCCGCGAGCGAGGCGGGCGCCUGCUCCUCCAAGGCGCCGGCCUUUGGCCUGGCUCAGCUGCUCUUCGUCGUCGGCCAUGUGGCGCUCAAGCAGAUCGUCUACCUCGAGCUCGUCGAGCGCGAGUACAAGCGUCGCAAGGCCGAUGCCGACAAGGCCAAGCUGAGCGAGAAGAGCAGCAACGCACAGGCCAGCAGCGAGGCGGACGAGCAGUCGGGCACGGCAAAGAAGGGCCGCAAGGGCAAGAAGGGCGCCGCUGCCGCCGCUGCUGCUGCUGCUGCCGUCGAGGCUGACGCAGCCGCAAAGGAGAACGACAUCGAACAGGUGGCGGGCAACGCCGAGGACGAAAUCGGCGACGUCGUCGGCGACGUGCGCGAAAAGGAGCUGCUCUUCGGCCCGCGCAGCCUGCUGGCGCUCUUUGGCUCCGUCGUGGCGCAGAUCUGCAGCAGUCCAAAGUCGUUUGCCAACGACUAUCUGCGCAAGGCGUCCGUGCUCUCGAUGUGCAAGUUCAUGUGUGUCUCGUCGGAGUACUGCGAGGCGCAUCUGCCGCUGCUGCUCUCCAUCCUCACGCACUCGGGCGACGCCGUGGUGCGCUCCAACAUCGUCAUUGCGCUCGGCGACAUUGCCGUGUCAUUUGGCAGUCUCGUCGACGAGAACUCGGAGCGCCUCUACGCCGGCCUGGCGGACCGCGAUCUGGGCGUCAAGAAGCACACGCUCAUGGUGCUCACGCACCUGAUCCUCAACGGCAUGAUCAAGGUCAAGGGCCAGCUGGGCGAAAUGGCAAAGUGCAUCGAGGACGACGAGGAACGCGUCAGCGAUCUCGCAAAGCUCUUCUUCUCGGAACUCGCCACAAAGGAGAAUGCCGUAUACAACAACCUGCCCGACAUCAUCAGCCACCUCAGCAUCGGCAAGCACGCCGUCGACGAGGAGACGUUUGCAAGCACCAUGCGCUACAUCUUCCAGUUCAUCGACAAGGAGCGCCAGGCCGAAAACGUCGUGGAGAAGCUGUGCCAGCGCUUCCGCCUCACAGCAGAGCCGAGGCAGUGGCGCGACAUUGCAUUCUGUCUGUCGCUGCUGCCGUACAAGAGCGACCGCUCCAUGAAGCGCCUGAUCGAGGGCCUGCCGUUCUACCAAGACAAGCUGCACGACGCCGGCGUGUUCGAGGCCUUCUCGCAGAUCGUGCAGAAGGCCCGCAUGCGCGGGCCCGGCGGCGGCGCGGCGGCCGCAGCGGCCGCGGCGGGCAUGGAGGGCGACCUGGUCGAGUUUGAGCAGAUCCUCGAGCAGUACCGCUCAAAGGGCGAGGAGGAGAGCGCCCUCGCAAAGAUGGCGUCGAAGAAGCGCGCGCGCGGCAAGCGCGGCGAGGCCACGUUCAAGGCCGUCAAGGCGGCGCCGGCGGCGCCUCAACGCCGCGCGAGACGCCGCGUCGUCGCCACCAGCGACACGGACGAGGGCUCUGAGUGAGACGUCUCGCUCUCUUCCUUCCUCCCCUCCCCCCCUCUUCUCCUUGGCGCCCCCUUCUCCCCCUUCUCCGCCCCAUGUAUUUUGUAUCUCUCUGGACGUUCGCAGCGCCUGCCAUUGCUAUUCCUGCUGGGCC
Molecule: messenger RNA, 4382 nt
Organism: Tilletiopsis washingtonensis
Lineage: Eukaryota; Fungi; Basidiomycota; Exobasidiomycetes; Entylomatales
Exons: 5
Coding region: 5-4249 (1414 amino acids)
Biological process (GO): mitotic chromosome condensation; mitotic cell cycle; meiotic chromosome condensation
Cellular component (GO): nucleus; condensed chromosome, centromeric region
Molecular function (GO): histone binding
Source: RefSeq, a predicted model, not a curated record